This is a messenger RNA of Mycena indigotica, 1410 nucleotides long. RefSeq lists its product as uncharacterized. Lineage: Eukaryota; Fungi; Basidiomycota; Agaricomycetes; Agaricales; Mycenaceae. Bases 1 to 1410 code for a protein of 469 amino acids. The record is from RefSeq and is a predicted model, not a curated record. Gene Ontology annotation, molecular function: cyclin-dependent protein serine/threonine kinase regulator activity; protein kinase binding. Gene Ontology annotation, biological process: regulation of cyclin-dependent protein serine/threonine kinase activity. The transcript has 2 exons. Gene Ontology annotation, cellular component: cyclin-dependent protein kinase holoenzyme complex; nucleus.
AUGUCUCACCGUGGUUUAAGCCUGCGAGCAGCUCGCCAUCCAGCUUCGCUUUUGCCUGUUGCUGCCCACAACCCCGCCCUCAUCCACCUUGUAUCCCAACCAGUUUCGGUCGACAUGAUACUUUACAUUGCCCGCCAAGCAGCAAUCCUUCUCAAGCUCCACGAACAGCCGUAUGACUCGUAUUCGACCACACCGUCCCAACAGAUGUCACUCGAGCAGUUCAUUUACGGUAUCGUCAAAGCAGGCAACGUGCAAGUGUCUACUCUUCUUACGACCCUGGUUUAUCUUGAGCGACUUCGGGACAAGCUUCCUCCAGUUGCGACAGGCCUCCCUUGCACGCGGCACCGUAUCUUUCUCGCCACACUGAUUGUCGCUGCAAAAUACCUCAACGAUUCGUCGCCAAAGAAUGUUCAUUGGACGCAACACGCUUUCGGCAUCUUCCAAGUCGGCGAGGUCAAUCUUAUGGAGGCACAACUGCUCUUUCUGAUGGACUACGAUCUGCGUUUUAACGAAGAAGCUGCCUGCACUACAUUCGCCCCAUUCCUUCUGACUGUUAGAGUCCCGAGACCGCUCCCAGCUCUCGAAAUCGUCAGAAGUCGCAAAACGCGAUUCGCUUCCCAACCCAGGCCUAGAGCCGCUGCAUCUGUAGCCUUGCCGGAGACCACGUCUACAAGUAACCUGUCAACAUCAUCAAGCAACUCUUCGACUCUUGUAUCCACCGUCAGAGUACUUGCGAAGCGCCUAUCCCAGACCCAUCUGUCUUCUUCUCGGCCCAGUCGCCCGCAUAAUGUUCCAUUCAAUAGCUACGAUUCUUCCGACGCUGGAUCGCUUACAGACGAUACUGGCUCUUCCUCAUCAUCGUCUGGAUGGCUCAGCAGCGACUCUGAUUCAGAAUCCGAGACUGAUGCGCUGAUUUACGGUCAAGAGAGUAACCCUGCUCCGAAUGACUCUACCUUCGUCUCUCCCGACCAUAUGCAUUCAACAUCCAAACGCCUCUUCAUUCUCCGUCCAGCCAAUGCCUACAAGCCUACUCAGAAUCGCUCUCGCAAGCCAUCUGACACUUCUUCGAUUGCCACUGUUACGGGCACAUCUCCCGAGCCGUCGAAUUUCCGCCGCAAGUCAACGACCACUCAACCUGUGUUGCCUCUAAACAAGCAGAUGUCUUCCCUCUCUGUGAGCGCGACGAUGCCGAGUGUCAAUCGUUCUGGGCCUACGAGUGGCUUUUUUAGCCGUAUGUGGGGUGCUGCAAAGGGAGACAAGUUUGCUGGUUUGAGUGAAUCCCGGUCCGAUGGGCUCCCCGUUUAUCACGGCCAGAGCGCUUUCCGCAGAUUGGUAUCGGGUCAUUCACGGUCGACUUUGACCGGCGCUGGCCGGGGUAGUCUCUUGGCCGAUCCGUCGUUGCAGGUUUGA